AUUUCGUUGCAAAUCUACUGCUAAUUCCGCAGUCUGACUUUUUUAGUCGCUAAUAAUAGUUAGUAUUUCGUUGCUAAUCUGUUGUGCAGGGGGAUCUGAUGGAAGUAAAAGCAAACAAAUUGACUUCUAACAAAACUCAGAUCUCGUUAUCUUACUACUCUAUUCCGUACUGUCGCCCUCAUCAAAUAGUUAAUAGUGUCCAGAAUCUUGGGGAAAUUCUUCGUGGCGAUCGCAUACAAAAUUCUCUCUAUCAGUUUGAAAUGGGACAUGACACGAGGAGUGAGAUUGUUUGUUUAAUGACGCUUAAUGAGAAAACCAUAAAAGAAUUCAAGGAGAAGAUCGAUGAUGGGUAUCGAGCGAACAUGAUAUUGGACCAUUUACCUUUGGUUGUUCCGGUAACAACAAAUGACAAUGACUCUGAACCCAUAUAUCAACUGGGAUAUUUAGUCGGUUAUAAGACCAAGGAUGAGAAAUAUUUUAUCAACAACCACUUAUCAUUCAUAGUCAGCUACCACCAAAAUUCAAUAACACAUGCUAGAAGAAUUGUCGGGUUUGAAGCUGAAGCUUUCAGUAUUAACUAUUACCAACAAUGUGACACGUAUUACUGUCCACAAGGAAUUGAUGACAAGAAUGAGAUCUUCUUCACUGUUGGUGUUCUGUUCGAGGAGAGUGACAUUAAGUGGGAAUCAAGAUGGGACCCUUAUCUUCUUAUCGAUGAUGAUCAAAUUCACUGGUUUCCAAUCCUGAACUCACUUAUGAAUGUACUUAUUGUAUUAGCUGGGGUGGCUGCAGGCAUGUCAGCAACACUUUACCGCACCAUUUCUAACUACAACCAACCAGGAAGCCUAGAAGAGGCUCAUGAAGCAACAGGUUGGCAACUCGUCCACACGGACGUGUUCCGUCCUCCUGUCAACUCAGAAUUACUCUGUGUUUCUGUCGGAACAGGUUUCCAGAUUUUCGGUAUGAUUGUACUCACCGUAAUAUUCGGGUCCCUUGGGUUUAUUUCUACCUCAAAUACGGGCGGGCUAAUGACCGACGUCAUUCUCCUUUGGGCCGUAUUGGGAUUCGAUGGCGGGUUCUCCAUGGCCCGUCUUUACAAAACAUUCCAAGGAUCCGAAUGGAUAAAAACCACCUUAAAAACAGCAAGCAUGUUCCCGGGACUAGUUUUUUGCAUAGUUGUUGUACUAAAUGUUGUAAAGUGGAGUGAUGGAUCUUGGGGACCCUUACCAUUACAUGACAUGUUUGUUUUCGCGGUUUUAUGGUUCGCUGUUUCGCUCCCCCUCGUGUUCCUCGGCAGUUACAUUGGCUUCAAACUACCAGAAAUCAAAGCUCCUGUAAUAACCAAUGAAAUCCCUAGGGAAAUCCCAGAACAAAAGAGCUCGUUUUUCUUGAUCAUGAUGGGUGGAAUAAUACCAUUUGUUGUGGUAUUCAAUGUGCUUUUUCCCACGCUCACGUUUAUUACUUCACCUAAGUUCUACUACAUAUUUGGUUUAGUGUUGGUCGUUUUGAUCAUGACAAGUGUCGAGGUCACAAUCUUGUUAUGUUAUAUUCAGUUGUGUCGUGAAGAUUACUUGUGGUGGUGGCGAUCGUACCUAACAGCGGGUUCUUCGGCUUUUUAUCUGUUCAUAUAUGCAACAUUCUAUUACUUCACGAAACUUAACAUCACGGAGCUUGUGCCGAGUGUUUUGUAUUUCGGGUAUAUGUUGAUUGCUUGUUUAGUGCUUUUCGUGUUAACAGGUACGAUCGGUUUCUGGGCAUGUUUUAUACUCACUCACCUUCUUUACUCUUCAGUGAAGAUAGUUUAGGCCUACAAGGCAUGUCUGCUUGGACUUAAAGUCUGUUUAUCAAUAAGUGAUCUUUGUGCUGUAAAACUUGAUAAAAAAUAUCAUUAUGUUAAAUAAAAACAUCUAUUAUCUUGUGAAUGUACAUUUUGAUUAACUCGGUA
Molecule: messenger RNA, 1945 nt
Organism: Helianthus annuus (common sunflower)
Lineage: Eukaryota; Viridiplantae; Streptophyta; Magnoliopsida; Asterales; Asteraceae
Product: transmembrane 9 superfamily member 10
Exons: 6
Coding region: 99-1805 (568 amino acids)
Biological process (GO): protein localization to membrane
Cellular component (GO): membrane
Source: RefSeq, a predicted model, not a curated record